Molecule: messenger RNA, 3806 nt
Organism: Carlito syrichta (Philippine tarsier)
Lineage: Eukaryota; Metazoa; Chordata; Mammalia; Primates; Tarsiidae
Gene: TACC1
Product: transforming acidic coiled-coil containing protein 1
Exons: 13
Coding region: 373-2790 (805 amino acids)
Biological process (GO): cell population proliferation; mitotic spindle organization; cerebral cortex development
Cellular component (GO): cytoplasm
Source: RefSeq, a predicted model, not a curated record
CUGAGGCGUAUCCCGCCGGCCGGGAGGCGGGAGGCGGGAGUCGGACCCCAGAACCGGAGCCGCGGAGGCAGAGUCGCCGGGUGCCGCGGCCGGGGCCCUGAGGAAGCCCCAGGAGAGGCGGUUUACCGGCGAAAGGAGCUAGGCGCGGGGCCGCCGCGGCCGCCUCGUUGGGGAAGGAGGACGAGGAGGAAGCGGCGCUGCCGCCCGCGGGAGGAAGCGCUCCGCUCGGCCCCCGACGGCGCUCGUUUAACCACAUCCGCGCCUCCGCGGGAUACGCUCGUUGGCGCCUGUCAGCGGGUCCCUCCAUUUUGAAAGGGAAAAAGGGCUCUCCCCUCCCUGACCCUAGGAGCCGGAGCCCGAGGAGCCGCGCUCAUGGCGUUCAGCCCGUGGCAGAUCCUGUCCCCCGUGCAGUGGGCCAAGUGGACGUGGUCUGCGGUGCGCGGCGGGGGCGCCGGGGAGGACGGGGCCGGCGGGCCCGAGGGCGACCCCGAGGAGGAGGACUCGCAAGCCGAGACCAAGUCCUUGAGUUUCAGCUCGGAUUCUGAAGGUAAUUUUGAGACCCCUGAAGCUGAGACCCCAAUCAGAUCACCUCUCAAGGAAUCCUGUGAUUCAUCACUGGGAUUGGCAGGACCUGGGGUCAGAACCCAAGAGUCCCAAGAAGCUGAUGAACAACUAGUAGCAGAAGUGCUUGAAAAAUGUUCAUCUGAGGCUUGUUCUAGGCCUUCAGAAAAUGAGAUAUCUCAGCAGGCUGUUCAUUCUCACUCAGUCAAGGAUUUCAAAGAAGAACCUGAACCUGAUAUUAGCAAAAUUUCAAUUGUGAGGCCAUUUUCAAUAGAAACCAAGAAGUCCACAGAUAUCCCAGCAGCUUUUGGAACAAAAGCAGCUCAUGGCUGCAUAACUGCAAUCUCAGGCGAGGCUUUGCCCUCCAGCCGGCCAGACAUCAUCCAGGACAAGGCAAUGACAGAAGGCAACAUGGGGGUUACUCUUGAGGCUUCCACAGAAGCUGACCUAAAGGCUGGAAAUUCCUCUCCAGAACCUGUGGCCAGCAGAAGCAAGCUAAGAAAGCCCAAACCUGUCUCUCUGAGGAAGAAAACAGCUGGAGGAGAGUUCUCAGAAACUGAAACUGCCAUGGAGAACACACCUCUUCCCAAAGCAUCCUACCAAUUCAGUCCUGAAGUAUUGGAUGAAAACAGAAAUCCUUCCUUACUAGGAGAUGCCAGGUUCCAGAAAUCUUCCCCUGACCUAAAAGAAGCUUCUAGCACUCUCAGUAGUGACACCAAUGAUUCAGGGGUCGAGCUUGGGGAAGAGUCGAGGAACUCACCUCUCAAACUUGAGUUUGAUUUUGUGGAUGAUGUGGAAAAUGUAGAGACCAGGAAAGCUCUUCCAAGGAAACUUGGCAGGAAAUCGGGUAACAAACUGAUUCCCAAGAUACAAAAAGAUGGCAUCAGUAAGCCAGCAGGUGCAGAACAGCCUACAGAUCCAACAGCAAGUGAUGUGCCUCUCUCUCAAGUAUCUUCUAAGAUAGAUCCUAGUCAGUGGGGCACCCCCACUUUUAAUCCCUUUGGGAGUCACUCUAUUCUGCAGAACUCCCCACCUCUCUCCUCUAAGGACUCCUACCACUUUGACCCAGAUAACUUUGAUGAAUCCACGGAUCCCUUUAAACCAACUACAACUUUAACAAGCAAUGACUUUUGUUCUACCCCUGGUAAUCAUGUUAAUGAAAUUUUAGAAUCACCCAAGAAGGCAAAGUCGCGUUUAAUAACGAGUGGCUGUAAGGUGAAGAAAUAUGAAACUCAGUCUCUUGCUUUGGAUGCAUGUUCUCAGGAUGAAGGAGCAGUGAUCUCUCAGAUUUCAGACAUUUCUAAUAGGGAUGGCCAUGCUACCGAUGAGGAGAAACUGGCGUCCACAUCAUGUGGUCAGAAACCAGCUGGGGCCGAGGUGAAAGGUGAGCCAGAGGAAGACCUGGAGUACUUUGAAUGUUCCAAUGUUCCUGUGUCUACCAUAAAUCAUACGUUUUCAUCCUCAGAAGCAGGAAUAGAAAAAGAGACAAGCCAGAAGAUGGAAGAAGAUGGGUCUGCUGCACUUGGACUUCCGGAGUCCUUGACAGAGAAGGCCCCUGUGUCGGUGUCCUGUGGAGGUGAGAGCCCCCUGGAUGGCAUCUGCCUCAGUGAAUCAGAUAAGACAGCUGUGCUCACCUUGAUCAGAGAAGAGAUAAUCACUAAAGAGAUUGAAGCAAAUGAAUGGAAGAAGAAAUACGAAGAGACCCGACAAGAAGUCUUGGAGAUGAGGAAAAUUGUAGCUGAGUAUGAAAAGACCAUUGCUCAAAUGAUUGAAGAUGAACAGAGGACGAGUAUGACCUCUCAGAAGAGCUUCCAGCAACUGACCAUGGAGAAGGAACAGGCCCUGGCUGACCUUAACUCUGUGGAAAGGUCCCUUUCUGAUCUCUUCAGGAGAUAUGAGAACCUAAAAGGCGUUUUGGAGGGGUUCAAGAAGAAUGAAGAAGCCUUGAAAAAAUGUGCUCAGGAUUACUUAGCAAGAGUUAAACAGGAGGAACAGCGAUACCAGGCCUUGAAAAUCCAUGCAGAAGAGAAACUAGACAAAGCCAAUGAAGAGAUUGCUCAGGUUCGAACAAAAGCAAAGGCUGAGAGUGCAGCUCUGCAUGCUGGGCUCCGGAAAGAACAGAUGAAGGUGGAAUCCCUGGAAAGGGCCCUGCAGCAGAAGAACCAGGAAAUCGAAGAACUGACAAAAAUCUGUGAUGAGCUGAUUGCAAAGCUGGGAAAGACUGACUGAGAUUCCCCGUUAGCUCAGCAGAUCUGCAUUUGGCUGCUUCUCUUGUGACCACAAUUAUCUUGCCUUAUCCAGGAAUAGUUGCCCCUUUGCAGAGAAAAAAAAAAGCACAUGCCUACUGCUGCCUGUCCCGCUUUGCUGCCAAUGCAACAGCCCUGGAAGAAGCCCUAGAGGGUGUGUAGUCUGGAGAGGAGUGGGACCUGACAGUACUGGCAUCUCCCAGUUCCCGUCUAUAGGUUCAGCAGGACAGACUGCUGAGUUUGGGUUUGUAAUUUGUCUAUCUUUAGUUUGCUUUAAAGUCAUACUUUACUUUUUCAAGUGCAUUCAAUUUGUGGGUUUGUGGCUCCUAUUUGGGGUCCUUUCUACCACCUGUCUGAAUUUUUUGGUGUCCUAUUUAUUUUAUCUUUCAAUUUCAGCAUCAAUGGUUUUAUUUGAAGAGACAGUUUGGCCUGCUGUUACUUCCAGUUUAUAAACAAGAAGGGCCUCUGGGUUUCGUUUUAUACAUACAUUCGCACAUGUACAUGUAUAUUUAUAUAUGCUGCUGCUUUUUCCCCCAAAGCAUAGUCAAAUAAGAACUUCUCUACUGAAGAUCGUAUUUCCUUGAAUGUAAAACUCUUUUUGAAAUAGAGUCCUGGCUCAGAAUGCCAACUUAAGAAUUUGGGACACUGAAGAUGUGAAGAACACAGACUCGGAUUUUCACAUCUGGGGAAGACUUUGCUGGGAUGUUUUGUUGCCCUGGGAUUUGGACACUCCUCAGCACUGAUGGGUGCGGCCCUUUUGGGGUUAGUCCUCAGACUGAAAGUAGUGUCUGCUUUCUGCACGAACAGCAAUAUGGGCUGGGGUUUGGCAAAUGUGCCCCAGAGUAAUUUGAUCUCUGCCUCCAUUUGUUGAUACAACAUCAACAUUUAAUCUUUGUUAUCUUUCUAUUUUAAAUAUACAAAGAAAAUCUACUGUAAUAGGUUUAGAUGAUCUUAUUUAAUUAAAAAGUAACUGUAGCCCCGUUACUAAUUAUACGGAAA